Messenger RNA from Aphanomyces invadans, 1004 nucleotides. RefSeq lists its product as hypothetical. The transcript is spliced from 2 exons. Gene Ontology annotation, molecular function: protein binding. Lineage: Eukaryota; Oomycota; Saprolegniomycetes; Saprolegniales; Verrucalvaceae. The record is from RefSeq and is a predicted model, not a curated record. The coding region runs from base 21 to 929 and encodes 302 amino acids.
GUCGAAGAUGAUUGGUUCAAAUGCAAACUCUGAGGUUGGAAAGAUCGCACGAGUCGGGAAGCGUCAUGUCUGCCGCGGACCACAAAGCACGGGGAAAUGAAGCGUUCCAGGCAGGCCGAUAUGCCGACGCCAUCGACAGCUACUCACUUGCGUUGGACUUUGAUGGAGACUCGGCAUGGAAUACCGCCAUCUUGUGCAAUAGAGCGUUCGCACGACUUCAACUUGGAGCUCCAGACCAGGCUGCCCUCGCUGAAGUCGACUGCUCAACUGUGCUUCAGCUUGAUCCUGUCAACGUCAAAGCGCUCUUUCGACGAGCCCAAGCACGGAUGGUCCUGGCAAACCUGACGGGUGCAAAGACCGACCUCGAGUCGAUUGUUAGCCUAGAGCCUGGAAACCCACAAGCGAAUGAAACCCUCGACAGAGUGCGAAUGCAGCUUGCUGCCCAAACGAAUAACGGGAUGUUCAAUCCUGCCUUCCAGGCGAACCUCCUGCGCGGUAUUGCCCCAGUCACUUUGUAUUCACCACCUCCCCCUCAUCGCCUCAAAUCCCCACGCCAAUGCAAAGUGCACGACGUAAAUCAUCGUAACAAUGAAGACUUUGCAGAGGCGCUCCGUCAGUGCUCCAUCGUCGCCCACGAAGAAGCGGAGUCUCAUGCAUCACGAGACAAGAAGGUCUCCUUGGCCGCGUGGGAGGAUUUGCAAGCCCAAGAGCGAUCUGUGACCAAGUCGACUCGAGGAGUUACCAAGCAAGUGAAGCGAGCUGCCAACCGAGUGCAAUCGUCUGGAAUGUCCUCCUCCACUGCCGCAGUAAAGCCAGGGCCCAUCAAAGUCCACACGGAUGCUCUGUGGGCCCAAUUGAUGGAAGACGAGGUCAAGACUUGCUCUUUGUACAAGGCCAAAAUUCGGAGUAAGCAGAAGUGGUCAGAAUAGCGCGGCAAGUACAUUCGACUGAAUGUAACCUGACUCUGCCCUCGCACACGGAAUGGACACGGGCUUCUCCUUUGC